CUUAUUUUAGAAUGUUUUUCUCACUUCUAUGAGUGACAAUUGACAAACCCAAAUCGGAAAACUUUCCCAAAUCAAAAAUCAGCCUGAAUUACCAAAUUCAAACCCUACCCGCCAUAACCGAAGCUUGAAAUGCUAUAAAUCCCUCCCAAUCCAUCUUUCUAAUGGAGAAACACGAGAUAUCAGCCGAUUUAGUUCACCGAGUUCUGAUCUUGCUGAAGAAAGAGGCUAAUUUUGAGUCCUUCAACUCUGACGAUCACUCAUUUGAUUCGUUGGCAUCGUCGUUUCUCGAAGAAGCAAUCGCGGGUUCGAGUCCGUCUGUUGAUGUUUUGCGAUGUAAGAAUUGCAGAGGAGAGCUAUUGAGAGGGUCAGAAUCUAUCAUUUGUGUUUAUUGUGGGAAUGCUCAACUGCAGGAUUUUGUUCCAGAGCCUAUUUCUUUCAAAUCCACCUCUGCAUUUCAGUGGUUUCUGAAGUCGCUUGAUUUGGAUGGGAAUGAAAGUGUAGGGACACCACUUGGAGGUACUCAAUCUGGUGAUAGAGGGCAGAGUUCGGUCAAGGAGGAUGAAAUUUUAUUGUCGGAUUUCCUUGAUCUGCAGCUGAAGUGGCUGGAUAAUUCGAGGGGAUUUGGUGUGAAAAAUGAAGAACUUCCUGGGAAAAGAUAUUCGAGCUUGAUUGGUAUAGACAUUGAGGAGAUUUUAACUCAAGAAAGUAGAGAUCAUACUUCUAGUGCUAGUAAUCUUCAGGGGAUAGCUAGUCCUGAUAAUUUAAAUGAAGAAUUCGAAACUUUAGGAGAGAGGAAACUUAGUUUGUUUGAGAACACUCAGUCUUCGGAGGCUGCUCCGAGGUCCGGUGAAGGUGAAAAUGAUGAGUCUUUUUCUGAUUGGGGAGCAGAGUUUCAAUCUGCUAUCCCAGGUCCUGGACCUGAGAAAGUAUCGAAUAUAUCAGUUUCUGAUGCUUCUUCAGGAAGUACUUUAACUAUUUCUAGUAAUAAUAACAUUUGGAGUAAUUUGGAGCCUGGACCACCUUUCAACUCUAAGGUUUCUGAUGGGAACCUUUUGGUUGAAGGUGAUGGUAAGGCCUUUGAGUCCGCCAAUGCUUCUUUUGACUGGUUGCCAGAUCAUCGAGAUACAACGAGAGAAUAUUCUGUUGAAAACGAGAAGAGAGAUGGUGAUGAUUCUUUUGAUGAGUGGGGGGAGUUUAAUAUAUCAGUGAGUAAUAAAAUUACUCAAUGUGAACCAAGCAACACAGCUGUUCCUGACACUGAUAGUAGUGGUGGAUUGGUUACUUCUGACCCAGUUAAUGAUUUUACUGGAUCUAUUGUUUCAAGCAACAUCCAACUUCAGACUAAUAAUUUGAGGUUCCCUGAUGAUGCUUGGAACAAUUUCACAAUGCCAAGUACUGGAGGAAACAUUCAGUCACAAACCAUUAGCGAUAAUUCAGAUCAGCAUGUUGUUACAGGUAAUCCUGCAUUUGCUGGACAAAAUGAUCUUGGUCUGUUGGAUGGUAUUUACUUUAGUCACCAAGAUACCCUUGUAGAAAAUUCACAGAAAAAGGUAUCUGAAGAAGGUGAUCCAAUUGGAUUAUGGAUUGAUGAUAUACAAUUCGGUAUUAAAAGUGGUCAGUUGCAAGGUGGAGACAGCAAGUCACAUGCAAGUAAAGAACUUGAUUCAUUUGGCUUGUGGAAUGAUUUUAAGGGUUCUGACAAUCAACAACAGGCAACAAACAGUGAAGUAGCUGAUACCAUAAUAUCUACUGAAGGUGGUAGCACAUUUGAUGCAUGGAAUGAUUUUGCUGGACAUAGUUUUGGGAGAAAAGAAGAGCGAGACAUCGGCUUAAAAGUAGUUGGUGUGAAGGAAAAUGGUAAUCGAAAUGACUUGGUGGCCUUAUGCAAUGAUAACUCAAAUGAUUUAUGGAGUGAUUUCAAAGGAUAUACUGGUGGUUCCGACAAUAAGGCAAUUAGUAAUGACAUUUCAUCUGGGGCAUGGAAUGACUUUUCAAGCUUAUUGGUUACUCACACAAAUCAGCCUCAAACUAGCAACACCAGCACCUCUGAUGAUCAAGCAGUUCUUGAGGAUGAUAAUAUAUUUAAUUCAUGGCCUGAAUUUCGAAGCUCGGGAGUACAAACUAAAAGCACUUCUUUGCAAUCAAAUGAUACCAAGGCUAGUUCCAAUCAAGUCAGUUUCCAAAAAGCUCCCAGCAGCCUGAAUUUGGUAGAGGACAAUAGCACAUUCAGUUCAUGGGGUGAUCUUGGGGGAACAGCAUCCAUUUUUGAACAGCAGCUGCAUGCUGCUGGAGCAGGAUCAUCUGAAAAUAAAUUAAGCAACGGAGGUGAUGGUUUUCUUUAUGGACUUAGUAAUAUUGCAAAACAAUCCAGUAGUCAACCGGCCGAUCAACUCCAAUGUCAUGGAGUUACCAUUUUUGAUGAUAAGUCCACAUGUGAAAAUGAUGAUUUAUUUGAUUCGUGGACUGAUUUUACAAGCUCGAGUACUGCACAAACAAGCAUUAGUAGCUCAGUGAAGGCACCUAUUGACAAGGAAGCUGUUCAACACGGCAAUCUAUUUGAUGCAUGGAAGCUAAUUGAUAACUCUCCUAACGUGCAAGCUGAUAAAGAUAUUGCUGUCUCAGUUGGACAAACACCAGAAACAAACUUACUCAGCACCAAUAUCGAUUUGCAAUAUGUGGGGCCGAACAGCUCCUUGCAACCAGACCUAUGUGCUGGAAUGUCCAGUAGCCAAAAUUGUUUAGCACCAGUAGCCCUUUUAUCACCUGAAGUUCCUGAUUUGGCCAGGAUGGAACAUGGCGAUGUUAAAGCUGAUGGUUAUGUUGAUAGAUUGAACCCAAGCGGAAUGAACUCGAAGGAAACAUUGGGUCUUAAGUCUGCUGAUGCAGAGACUUUGAUUUCCGAGAUGCACAAUUUAUCGUUCAUGCUUGAAAGCGGCCUCUCAAUUCCCAACAGUGAUACAUGAAAUAUGCUGUGUGCAUCAAUUUUACUCGAUGCAGGACUUACAGCUUUUUGAUCGUCUCUGUACAUUGUAUGACCUUUUCCUAUUACAUUGGCUCUGAUUCAAUUUCUUAUCUUUCAUCAAUUAUCGUUGUGAUUUUGACCUAAAUCUUGUUUUAGUAAUGAAAAUGUUGAGGGCUGUUCUUUUUCU
Molecule: messenger RNA, 3149 nt
Organism: Beta vulgaris subsp. vulgaris (sugar beet)
Lineage: Eukaryota; Viridiplantae; Streptophyta; Magnoliopsida; Caryophyllales; Amaranthaceae
Exons: 3
Coding region: 162-2963 (933 amino acids)
Source: RefSeq, a predicted model, not a curated record